Molecule: messenger RNA, 2697 nt
Organism: Dovyalis caffra
Lineage: Eukaryota; Viridiplantae; Streptophyta; Magnoliopsida; Malpighiales; Salicaceae
Source: the annotation of a GenBank genome assembly
AUGCUGUUAAGGAACCCAGGAAUAAGAUUGAGUUACAAUUCAAGGUGCUGUUAUGUUUUAAUUAAUUCAAGGAAGUUGGCGUCAUUUUCUAAUGGCCCUCCUUCUGAUUUGGGUGGGAAAACUCAUCUCUUUAAUGAAGGGGUCAAUCAAGAAAACUGGAGGAAUUUUGAUGGUGUGAGACAGGGAGUAGAUGUUGUGUGCCGUAUUUUGGAAAGUGGUUCAUGGGGACCUGCCCUUGAGAAUUCUUUGUCAAUGUUUAAUGAAAAGCCUCAACCUGAGUUGGUUAUUGGAGUAUUAAGGAGGUUGAAAGAUGUUAAUCAAGCAGUGAAUUAUUUUCGUUGGGCCGAGAGGAAAAGUGAGGAACCACUUAGUGCGGAAGCUUAUAAUUCACUUCUUAUGGUGAUGGUUAGAACUAGGAAGUUUGAUUACUUAGAGCAGAUUUUGGGAGAGAUGACUAUUGCAGGAUUUGGCCCUACUAAUUACACUAGUGUGGAGUUAGUUGUGAGCUUUGUUAACUCACAGAAGCUUAGAGAAGCUUUUGAUCUCCUGCAAAUGAUGAGAAAUUUUAAAUUUCGCCCUGCCUUUUCUGCUUAUACAACUUUGAUCGGUGCUUUGUCUGAAGUUGGUGAAUCCGAUCGCAUGCUCACUCUCUUUCAUCAAAUGCAGGAGCUGGGUUAUGAAGUGAAUGUGCACUUAUUUACCACUCUAAUUCGUGUGUUUGCCAGGGAGGGCCGUGUUGAUGCUGCUCUCUCUCUGUUGGAUGAAAUGAAGAGCAACACUCUUAAUGCCGAUAUUGUUCUUUAUAAUGUUUGCGUAGACUGCUUUGGUAAGGUGGGCAAGGUGGAUAUGGCUUGGAAAUUUUUUCACGAGCUGAAGGCAAAUGGUUUAGUGCCUGAUGAUGUGACUUAUACUAGCAUGAUGGGUGUUCUAUGCAAAGCCAACAGACUGGAUGAAGCUGUUCAAAUAUUUGAGCAGAUGGAGCAAAACAGACAAGUUCCAUGUGCUUAUGCUUACAACACCAUGAUUAUGGGUUAUGGAUCAGCUGGAAAGUUUGGCGAGGCAUACAGUUUGCUUGAGAGGCAAAAGGCAAAGGGGUGCAUUCCAAGUGUGGUUGCGUAUAACUGCAUUCUUACUUGCCUUGGGAAGAAGGGAAAAACAGAUGAGGCAUUAAGAAUCUUCGAGGAGAUGAAGAGAGAUGCAGCACCCAAUCUUCCAACAUAUAACAUUAUAAUAGACAUGCUUUGCAAGGCUGGAAAUGUUGAGGCUGCUUUCAAGGUUCAGGAUGCCAUGAAAGAGGCUGGCUUGUUUCCUAAUGUCAUGACUGUAAACAUAAUGAUCGAUAGGCUUUGUAAAGCUCGAAAGCUUGAUGAAGCUUGUUCAAUAUUUGAAGGAAUGGAUCAUAAAGUUUGCUCCCCAGAUGGCGUUACAUUCUGUUCGCUUAUAGAUGGUUUGGGCAAGCAAGGUAGAGUGGAUGAUGCCUACAGGAUUUAUGAACGAAUGUUGUAUGCUGAUCAAAUUCCAAACGUUGUUGUUUAUACGUCCCUCAUCAGAAAUUUCUUCAAGUGUGGCAGGAAGGAGGAUGGUCACAAGAUGUACAAAGAAAUGAUUCGUAGUGGAUGUUCUCCUGACCUCAUGCUCCUGAAUACCUACAUGGAUUGUGUUUUUAAGGCUGGUGAAACUGAGAAAGGCAGGGCUUUGUUUGAGGAAAUAAAGGUUCAAGGGUUUCUUCCUGAUACAAGAAGCUAUUCGAUCCUAAUCCAUAGCCUUGUGAAAGCUGGUUUUGCACGAGAAACCUAUGAGUUAUACUAUGCAAUGAAGGACCAAGGCUGUGUUUUGGACACCCGUGCUUACAACACUGUUAUUGAUGGGUUCUGCAAGUCAGGUAAGGUGAACAAAGCUUAUCAGCUGCUGGAAGAAAUGAAGACAAUGGGCCACCAUCCAACUGUUGUAACCUAUGGUUCUGUCAUCGACGGCCUUGCUAAAAUUGAUAGACUUGAUGAAGCAUACAUGCUCUUUGAGGAAGCGAAGUCAAAUGGCAUAGAGUUAAAUCUUGUGAUCUAUAGUAGUCUUAUUGAUGGGUUUGGAAAAGUUGGUAGAGUUGAUGAGGCAUAUCUAGUUAUGGAAGAAAUGAUGCAGAAAGGUUUAACACCUAAUGUGUACACAUGGAAUUGCUUGCUGGAUGGAUUGGUGAAAGCAGAGGAAAUUAGUGAGGCCCUUGUCUGCUUUCAGUCCAUGAAAGACUUGAAAUGCAUUCCGAAUCAGGUAACUUAUUGCAUUCUCAUAAAUGGCCUCUGUAAGGUUAGGAAAUUUAACAAGGCCUUUGUGUUUUGGCAAGAGAUGCAAAAGCGAGGAUUAAAACCCAAUACCAUCACCUACACUGCCAUGAUCUCUGGACUUGCAAAGUCGGGAAAUGUUGCACAGGCGAGUAGUCUAUUUGAGAGAUUUAAGGCAAGUGGGGGGAUACCUGAUUCUGCUAGUUAUAAUGCUAUGAUAGAAGGGUUGAGCGCUGCAAAUAGGGCAUUGGAUGCAUAUCAACUAUUUGAGGAAACUCGGUUGAAGGGUUGCCUUAUUCAUACCAAAACUUGUGUUUCACUUUUGGAUGCACUGCAUAAGGCUGAAUGUCUUGAGCAGGCGGCAAUAGUGGGGGCUGUUUUGAGGGAAACAGCAAAAUCUCAACAUGCUGCAAGAUCUUGGUAA